Molecule: messenger RNA, 3933 nt
Organism: Rhododendron vialii
Lineage: Eukaryota; Viridiplantae; Streptophyta; Magnoliopsida; Ericales; Ericaceae
Product: peroxisomal ATPase PEX1
Exons: 17
Coding region: 705-3872 (1055 amino acids)
Biological process (GO): protein import into peroxisome matrix
Cellular component (GO): cytosol; peroxisome; peroxisomal membrane
Molecular function (GO): ATP binding; ATP hydrolysis activity
Source: RefSeq, a predicted model, not a curated record
CGAGCUGUUGCUAAUCUGCCAAAGGCUACUCUGGUCACGAUAGAACCCUAUACUGAAGAUGAUUGGGAAAUUUUGGAGCUUAAUUCAGAGUAUGCAGAAGAAGCUAUUCUGAAGCAGGCGAAGAGAUAAAGUUUGAAUUCCACAGCUAGGAGAAAUGAUCUGCUAGGGUAGGGUUGGUGAGUAGUACAGAAUCAGUCUGCAAAUGGGGACCUAAUGUAAGAGUAUUUUGCAAUUUCAGAGAGUUGUUAAUGAAGAAGGAUUGAUCUCUACCAAUUGAAUAAGAAUGUUCAAUUCUAGAAUGAUGCAUAAAGUACCUCUUUUUUUUAUCCUGCAUAUAGUACCUUCACCUUUGGAACCUUGACUAAAAAAGUGUGGAGUGGGGUAUAAGUGCCUUGACUAAUGCACCUUCCUAUACCUCGGCUCACCAACAUGCCCCAAGUUCCCCAACUAAUAAGACAACUAUUUGAUUGGCUCCUGGUAUGCUACAUUUGAUUGGCUCCUGCUAUGCUAAUUUAGUUUAUGAUCUCCUGAAAAUUUUGCUAUAGGAACCAAGAAGAUAGAAGUUGUCUUGUUAGUUGGGGUAUGUCGUAGAGAUGCGGCUAUAGGAACAUGUGUUAUGGAACCACGUUUUAGGAGAGUGAAGGAUGGGAAGUGGACUUCGUUGAGGCUUUGGUAUUCUUUCGGCUUAUUCUAUUUAACUGAGGAUGCUAUUGAGUGCAAUGGGUCUAGAAAUGCAGGGUCGUAUUCUAAUGAAAGCUUAUUGGGAAAUGAAGUUCUUCUCAUUGGAAGGGGCUCUGGAGGUCAAGAAUGCUACUAAGGUUGGGAUUGUUCAUGAAGCUAUGAGAUUUCCUUUGUGGUUGCAUGGUCAAACUACCAUUACGUUUCUUGUUGUUUCAACCUUUCCUAAGAAUCCUACAGUGCAACUUGUGCCGGGAACUGAAGUUGCUGUUGCACCAAAGAGACGAAUAAAAAGAAGCGGUGACCCUCUUGAAGAUUCCUCCAUGCAAUCUUCAACUAAGGAGCAUUCUUUUGGAAAGGCACUGCUGCGCGUCCAGGAUCCAGAUGGUCGAUUCGUUCACAAGUGUGAGGUCAAUGGUGUUGAGAUGGGGGUGGUGCUCACUUCUGUCAUCUUUAUUCAUCCAGAAACAGCAAAAACCAGUUCACUUGAUGCUUCUCAGCUUGUAGUUAUAGUGCCUAGAAUACCAUCAAAAGAGAGCUUCAAGAAUCUUGAAACUGAUAAUCGUGAAACAAAAAACAGCUUACCAGUGAAACAAGUUAGUGGUGGAAUUGUGACUGACAAAAAGGACUUCCGUGAGGCAGUUGUUCAUCUUUUGAUCUCUGAGUCCGUGGCUAAAGGACAUGCAAUGCUUUCUAAGUCUCUCCGUCUGUAUUUGAGAGCCAGCGUACACUCAUGGGUAUAUGUAAAGAGAUGCGAUAUUAACUUGAAGAAAGAAGUUCCUUUACUUUCACUUUCUCCUUGCCAAUUGAAGGCGCCUCGCCUCUACAAGGAUCAUGAGAACGAGGGUCUAGAAACUAUUGGAAGCCAAAUGAAUCAUAAGACUAACGAUGUACUGCUCAAGGCAAACUCAGAAGCUGGCAUUGGUGUAAUUGAUUGGUUUGCACAUGAUAGAGUUUUGUUGGCGCUUUCCAAUGGAUUGCCUAUUAAUGAGGAUGAAGAGGCUGUUAGUAUCUCCACCAUUAAAAAGGGAUUGCAUAGUCUUUUGUAUGCAUGUUAUUCUGCUCAACGUCAUGCCAUUGCUUCAUAUGCAGGAGUGGAAGUUAAUUCAUUGGUUUUAGGAAAUAAAAGUUUGCUGCACUUUGUUGUGAAGGACUACAUAAGUGCAAAAUAUGGAAAGGUGCAUGCACCAUCAAAUGUUUCUCUUGGAAUAGCAAACAAUAAUGGAGAAAAAUGGAUUGACAUCCUCUAUGUUCUGUCUGCUGCUGAGGAACCUCUUCUUGGUGACAAGCUUUAUGCAUAUGAACUUGCAUUUGGUGAAGGAAAGAUGGGGGACAAUAACCAAAAAUGGUCAGAAUUGUUGCUCGGAAAACUGGAUUUUCGUGACCCUAUAUAUUUUUAUUCUGUGAAAGAAAGAACCCGUGACAAAUUCUUUAGCUCGAAUAUUUCUUCCUUCAGGUGGAUGGGAACAGCUGUUUCUGAUGUUAUCAACAGGUUGACUGUGCUAUUGUCUUCUGCAGCAGGGAUGUUCUUGAGUAGUUAUAAUCUUCCUUUUCCUGGACAUGUUCUGAUACAUGGUCCUCCGGGUUCGGGGAAAACAUUAUUGGCCACAGCUGUUGCAAAAUCAGUUCAAGAACUUGAGGACAUCUUGGCUCACAUAGUUUUUGUACGUUGUUCUAAAUUGGCGUUGGAGAAGUCGUCAACUAUUCGUCAAACACUUUCUGCCUUUUUAUGUGAAGCAUUGGAUCAUGCACCUUCUGUUGUCAUUUUUGAUGAUCUUGAUAGCAUAAUGUCUUCUUCCGCUGACUUGGAAGGGUCUCAACCUUCGUCUUCCAGUGUUGAACUGACACAGUUCCUUGCAGACAUUAUGGAUGAAUAUGCGGAAAAGUGGAGAAACUCCUGUGGUAUUGGCCCCAUUGCAUUCAUAGCUUCUGUCCAAUCACUCACUAGUAUGCCACAAGCAUUAAGCUCUUCUGGAAGGUUUGACUUUCAUAUUCAACUGCCUGCUCCUGCUGCCUCAGAACGUGGUGCUAUAUUGAAAAAUGAAAUCCAGAAACGUUCCUUACAGUGUUCUGAUGACAUCUUGUUAGAUGUAGCUUCCAAAUGUGACGGAUAUGAUGCAUAUGACCUGGAAAUUUUGGCUGAUAGGGCUGUUCAUGCUGGCGUUUCUCGGUUUUUGUCUUGUGAUAUUGCUUUUCAAGAGCAUGAGAGGCCUACUUUACUUAGGGAUGACUUUCUGCAUGCAAUGCAAGGGUUUGUUCCAGUUUCCAUGCGUGACAUUACAAAGUCUGCUCCUGAAGGUAGUCGUGCUGGUUGGGAGGAUGUUGGUGGUCUUACUAACAUCAGUAAUGCCAUCAAAGAGAUGAUUGAGUUACCUUCAAAGUUUCCAAAAGUCUUUUCAAAAGCUCCCUUAAGGCUGCGGUCAAAUGUUCUCUUAUACGGCCCUCCUGGUUGUGGCAAGACACAUAUUGUUGGUGCUGCUGCUUCUGCUUGUUCUCUGCGAUUUAUCUCCAUAAAAGGUCCUGAGCUGCUGAACAAAUAUAUUGGUGCUUCUGAGCAAGCUGUUCGUGAUAUUUUCUCAAAAGCAGCUGCUGCAGCACCGUGCCUUCUCUUUUUCGAUGAAUUUGAUUCCAUCGCACCAAAGAGAGGACAUGACAAUACUGGAGUGACCGAUCGUGUCGUUAAUCAAUUUCUGACUGAAUUAGAUGGUGUUGAAGUUUUGACUGGUGUAUUUGUCUUUGCUGCCACCAGUCGACCAGAUUUACUUGAUGCUGCACUAUUGCGACCUGGUAGGCUGGAUCGCCUUCUGUUUUGUGAUUUCCCAUCAGAAAAAGAGAGGAGGGAUAUUCUUACAGUUCUCUCUAGGAAGUUACCAUUUGCAAGUGACAUUGAUCUAGACGCCAUUGCUAGUAUUACAGAAGGGUUUAGUGGGGCCGACCUCCAGGCCCUUCUCUCAGAUGCACAGCUUGCUGCAGUUCAUGACAUUUUGGACAGUGCAGAGAGCUACAAGCCUGGAAAAAUGACGGUGGUCAUCACACAGACCCUUUUGCAUUCCGUUGCAUCCAAGGCAAGACCAUCGGUGUCAGAAGCAGAGAAGCAUCGGUUAUAUGGCAUUUACAACCAGUUCUUGGAUUCGAAAAGAUCCGUUGGUGCACAGUCAAGAGAUGUAAAAGGCAAAAGAGCGACUCUAGCUUGAUCCCGAGAUUAUGCCGAAUUUCCCAUUAAUCACGAAGUGGACGGGACCGGGCUGUGCAGUU